Stegastes partitus (bicolor damselfish) is the source of this 2145-nucleotide messenger RNA. RefSeq names its product phosphomannomutase 1 (gene pmm1). Gene Ontology annotation, biological process: protein N-linked glycosylation; mannose metabolic process; GDP-mannose biosynthetic process. NCBI's taxonomy places the organism in Eukaryota, Metazoa, Chordata, Actinopteri, Pomacentridae. The transcript has 8 exons. Gene Ontology annotation, molecular function: phosphomannomutase activity. Bases 232 to 1017 code for a protein of 261 amino acids. Gene Ontology annotation, cellular component: cytosol. The record is from RefSeq and is a predicted model, not a curated record.
AGGGAGAAGUGUGUGUCAACGGAGCCGGGACGGAGCCGAACCGAGCCGAACCGAGCCGGGACAGCGAGGACGGAGGGAAGAAGUGAGAAGAAACGACUCAGUUAGAAGCUUUUUUUUUUAACGAGUGGAUGUGAUUUUUUAAUUUUAAUUUAAAUUUUUUAAUGUUUCCACGUGAGUCAUUGGACACAAAAAUCAGCAAAUAAGGAAAAAAAAAAAAAAACUCAAGCAGGAAUGGAGAGAUCCAACGGCCUCUCAUCGGACAGAAACAUCCUGUGCCUGUUCGAUGUGGACGGAACCCUGACACCGCCGAGAGAGAAAAUCGACCCACAGCUGGACGAGUUCUUCCAGAGUCUGCGGAGGAAAGUGAAGAUCGGCAUCGUGGGAGGGUCAGACUACUCCAAGAUAGCAGAGCAGCUCGGGGAGGGGGAUGAUGUGAUACACAAGUUUGACUACGUGUUUGCUGAAAACGGAACAGUGCAGUACAAAGAUGGGAAGCUGCUCUCAAAACACGCCAUUCAGAACCAGAUCGGGGAGGAGCUGCUGCAGGACCUGAUCAACUUCUGCCUCAGCUACAUGGGGCUCAUCAAGCUGCCAAAGAAAAGGGGGACGUUCAUUGAGUUCAGGAAUGGAAUGCUGAACAUUUCCCCCAUCGGUCGGAGCUGCACGCUGGAGGAACGCAUCGAAUUCUCUGAAAUCGACAAGAGGGAGAAGAUCAGGGAGAAAUUUGUUGCUGCCUUGAAAGAGGAGUUUGCUGGAAAGGGCCUACGGUUCACUAAAGGUGGUCUCAUCAGCUUUGACAUUUUUCCAGAAGGCUGGGACAAGAGACUGUGUUUAGAGCUGCUGGAGAGGGAAGGCCUGGACGACAUUUACUUCUUUGGCAACGAGACCUCAGAUGGAGGAAACGACUUUGAAAUCUUCAACGAUCCCCGGACCAUCGGUUUCACCGUUUACUCUCCAGAGGACACGGCUCGGCUCUGUCGGGAAAUUUUCUUUGAUUCUCCGCCACACGAGUCCUGAUGACCUGAACCGCCCCCCAUCCUUCACUCUCUGAACUCGAGUCCUGGAUGUCUGCUGCUAUGACAGCCAGCAUCUUGAGCCCAGGCUAUUUAUGAACUGCUGAAAGGUACCACUACUGACGUCUGCGUAUCAUUAACAAUGUUGUGAAAUGUAAAUGGACGACAGCAGCGUGAUUUGCCCACGUCAGUGAAUCGCACUGCUUUUUAUUGUUUUUUAAAAGGGACCGGGGUGGUUUUAGGUUAUGUUGUGUGUUAAACUUCUAAGUACUGUGCCAGAUGUGUUUGACUGAGGUAUGUAGCACGUCACCUGAAAUUAACCAGAAAGCUCAGAGAGAUUAUAAAACACUCUGCAAUGUGCAAAGUUAAUACUUCAAAUUGCUUAGAGUAUAGAGUGAUGUUUGCACUAAUUUUUGCAAAAUUUGAUCCUAAUAAUUAACACUGCUGAAGAGGGUAAGAGAAACUAAUCACGCUUGUUGUGUUCUGAGUCUAUUUUAAACAGUGAGAUAUGAAUAAAGUGAAGAUUAGAGCCUUCCUUCCUUCCUCUGAGGAUGCAGGAAUCAUUCCGGGUAUUUUCUCGUCUGAAGUGAAUCUGUUGAUCGUUUUCUGUGAUCCCUGAUUGUCCAAAGUCGGUUUUAACUUCGCAAAGCUGCUGAAAAAAAAAGAAGCGUGCUGGUGUUUCUUGUUUUGCUUCCUAAAAGGCAUUCAAGUGAAGAUGAGUUAUAUUUAAAAUUAAACAGUUCUGAGUCAGUGAAUUCAGUACGGCAACUGUCUAUGUAGAAUAUUUUUACCAGUUGCUCUGCGCCUGGUGUUCUGGGUGACUAAACGUACUGAUCGAGUCCUCGUAGCGACGUUUUUAGGUUUUAUUCUUGCUUCACAGGUUUUUAAAAAAGGUUUAACGUGCUGGAUUUUACCAUUUAGUUCUUGUUCUAGAACAAUAUUGUCUCUGUGAUGCAUCAUCGUUGUGAAUAUGAACUUGUGAUGAGUCAUGUUUGUGUGUCUGAACACUCCGUGAACUGGACAGGAUCAUAAAACGUCUCAUGUGUCCCUGAUGCUACUUGCUGAUAAAAACACUAACUGUGAAGUCUGUUCAUGACGUCUUCAUUGUAAUAAAUUUUUGAUAUCAUCUUAA